AUAAUGCUAACUUCUGGAAGUACUGGAACACCCAAGGUAGUAUAUGUACCCCAUAAAUGCAUUAUUCCAAAUGUGAUGGAUUUUUCUGACCUUUUCCAGGUCACAUCUGAAGAUUCCAUAUUUUGUGCAUCACCUCCAACAUUUGACCCAUGUAUGAUAGAUCUCUUUGUUGGAUUUCAAGCUGGGGCUACCCUUGUUAUGACUCAUAAUUUUAUUUUGAAAAUGCCAAAAUCUCUGCUUAAAGUUUUGACUAAGAGUAAAAUUACAAUAUUACAAGCCACACCCUCUCUUGUAUUUAACUUUGGGAAACAAAGAAUGAAAGAGAGUUUACUUGGGGAUGAAUCCCAUUUGAAAAUAUUAGCAUUAGGUGGAGAAAUGUUUCCUAAAUUAUCAGUUUUCAGAGAGUGGAUGAGUGAUAAAUGCAAAACAAGAAUAUUUAAUGUAUAUGGAGUAACAGAAGUCUCAUGUUGGGCAUCAGUAACAGAAGUUUUUGUCCAUCAAGAGCCAGAUAGUACCAGCUCACAUGAUGAAGUAUUAGUUUUAGAAAAGAGAGAAAAUCCAACAUUUGCUGGAGUUAUUCCAUCCAUACCACCAAAAACAAAAUUAGACAUACUGCAGACGCUUACACCUAUUGGAAACCCACUCAGCUCUACUGUAAUUAAGGUGCUUAAUAAAUUAGGUGAAGAGGUUGAAGAUGAGGAAGGAGAAAUAUAUGUUGGUGGAAGUGAAAGAGUUUGUUGGGUAGACGAUGGCAAUCUAAAUUCUGGAAAUGGAAACCAAACAUUUUGUAAACUGGGAAGUGAUGAAAUUCAAGGAGAGUGUAAUUUUAGUGAAGCAGCAAAAUCUCCCAAUGAAAUUUCUGUGGAUGAAGGCACAGAAAAAAACCCAUUAAUUAUGAGGAACACUGGAGACAGAGGAAUAAUCAAUAGGGGAAAGAUAUUUUGUCUUGGAAGAAAGGACAGACAAGUGAAACGCCAGGGUAAAAAAAUCAGCCUUUCUGAAAUUGAAAGGCAAUGUGAGAGUUUAAGCUAUGUUGAAAAUUGCCAAGUAAUGUUGCAUAACAAAAUAAAAAUAGUUGCCUUUGUAAAACUAGACAGUACCAGUGUUUGUUCGGAAAGUGAUAUUCAGAAUGAUCUGAAAAAUCUUAUGUCAGACUGGAAGUUACCAGAUUAUAUUGUUCCUAUACAUAGCUUGCCUGUCACUAAUCAUGGAAAGGUAGACAAAUCUGAAUUGAUGAAAUAUCUUUGUGAAUCCAGCUUGAAAAAGCUUAGCAGUUAUGAUUGUCAAAACACCACAGAAUUUGUUAAGGAAGUCUGGAAAAGAAUUUUAGGAAUUAGAUAUGAUGGUGAUGGAGAGAAUUUAAUUGAAAAUGAAAACUUUAUAAAAAGUGGAGGAAAUUCACUUUCUGCUUUGCAGUUUAAUGAAGAAAUUGAAAGUAAUUUUAAUGUUAAAAUACCUAGACUUAUAGAUGCGGUUUUGAAUGAUACUUUUAAAGAAGUUCUUAAAAUAAUUAUGUUAAGUGUUGAAAAUAGUAAUGAAAGACAAAAGAUUAAAAAAAUUAAACUCCAGUUGAACCAUGAAAAUAUGAGGAAGGGUGCCAGCACUUCAUUAAAUGAUGAAAACCCUGUUGAUUUUGUUAGUGUAAAUAACAAAAACUCUUCAUUAAGCAAAUGCAGAUGGCCACCAUACAAACAGUUGUCGAUUGUAUCAUGGAGGAGUGUUUAUUACGCUUAUGACAAAGAAAUACAUAAUCAUAAUCAAAUUGCUACAAACUUCCUCUGGAAAUAUAACUUGGAAAAGUGCAUAGAUUCAUCUCCAACUCUGAUUGAAUAUCCUUGUGGUAAGACACUCUUAAUGGUAGGAUCACAUUCUUAUAAAUUUGUUUGUAUUGAUGUACAGACAGGCAAAAGUCAGUGGUGUUUGACAUUGGGAAACAGAAUAGAAUCAUCGCCAUGUAUCUCUAGUGAUGGGAGGAGAGUGUAUGUUGGAUGUUACGACUACAAUUUAUAUUGCAUUAGCAUUGAUACUGGAGAAAUUUUAUGGAAAUUUGCAGCAAAAUCUGAAAUAAAAAGCUCUCCAGCAGUUGAUUGUGAAACAGAAAAUGUAAUAUUUGGGUCUCAUGAUAAAAAUGUUUACUGCUUAACCUCAGAAGGAAACCUCACUUGGAAACUUCAGAUUUCUGUUGGAAGUGUCUUCUCUUCACCUUGUAUAGUUAAACAACAAGUCUUUGUUGCUACACUUGAUGGUAUGUUAGUUGGCAUUAACAUAAGCACAGGUGAUAUAAACUGGAGAGUAUUCUUACAGAAACCAAUAUUCUCAUCAAUUACAGCAUAUUCAAAGGGUAUUGUAUUGGGUAGUGUUGGUUGUGAAAUAUUUGGGUUUUCUCUAACAGGCAAACAACUCUGGAAAUUCAAAACAAACGGCCCAGUUUAUUCUUCUGCAUUUACAAGUGUGCUAGCAAAUGGAUUGGAGAUCAUAGCUAUUGGUAGUCAUGACCAUUAUGUAUAUUUUUUCAAUAGUGAGGGUCAGAACAUUGCAUCAUACCAUGGGGAAUCUGCAAUUUAUGCAACCCCUUUUAUAUUUUGCUUAGAUGUGAAAAACAGAGUCAGAACUGUAAUAUGUGAAACAUCUGGUAAAUAUUGUCUUAUUGAUUUAAUAUUUAAUUCUUCCCAAAAAGGUAACAUUUCAACAUCCAAGUUUACAAUACCUACUGUGGAAACUGUCCUAGAAUGUGAAACCAGAGGUGAAAUAUUCUCUUCACCUAUAGUCUUUCGAAAUAAUUUGUAUAUAAGUAGUAGAGAUGACCACAUAUACUGUUUUAAAUUUGUAUAAAAACAUGUAGUUUCAAUAAAAGUUAUUGUGAU
This is a messenger RNA of Macrobrachium nipponense, 2864 nucleotides long. It is a transcript of the gene Aasdh, whose product is annotated as beta-alanine-activating enzyme-like. Gene Ontology annotation, biological process: amino acid activation for nonribosomal peptide biosynthetic process. Gene Ontology annotation, molecular function: protein binding. The record is from RefSeq and is a predicted model, not a curated record. Lineage: Eukaryota; Metazoa; Arthropoda; Malacostraca; Decapoda; Palaemonidae.